This is a messenger RNA of Ctenopharyngodon idella (grass carp), 1479 nucleotides long. RefSeq names its product deleted in malignant brain tumors 1 protein-like. The transcript is spliced from 4 exons. The record is from RefSeq and is a predicted model, not a curated record. Gene Ontology annotation, cellular component: membrane. Bases 167 to 1351 code for a protein of 394 amino acids. Lineage: Eukaryota; Metazoa; Chordata; Actinopteri; Cypriniformes; Xenocyprididae.
ACAAUUUACUUAUCUAUGACUAAACAGUGUACAGUAUUGAAAUGGCUUUUGUUACAUCCAUACCAAAAAAGAAAAAGAGAGAACAACUUUUAUGUUGAGAUCCUAAAGAAAAUUAAGCUGUAAUUAAAAAAAAAAUGUGAAAAACCAAGACAGAAAAAAAAUAAUAAUGCAUGGCACUUUAGGGCUUCUGGAUCAUUUUUCACAAUCAUCAAUUCAAAAUUGUUCCAAUUGUUCAAAAAAUGGUUCCAUUUGGCAUUUGAAGGUAGUGUUCUCUUCCUCUCUUUCUCAUUUCUUUAUCUUUCUCUUAUCAUCAGUCCAUGUGAAUGUGAGGUUGGUUGGUGGUCACAAUCGCUGUGCUGGUAGAGUGGAGGUUCAUCAUAGAGGUCAGUGGGGAACAGUGUGUGAUGAGGACUGGGAUUUGGCUGAUGCUGCAGUGGUGUGUAGAGAGCUGGACUGUGGAGAACCUGUAGAUGCUCUGAGUGAUGCUCAUUUUGGACCCGGAUCAGGACCAAUCUGGAAGAGUUAUGUCAUGUGUAAGGGAUCUGAGUCAAUGGUGGAGAAGUGUGGGUCAGGAGGAUGGGAAAUUCACAACUGUGAUCAUAGUAAAGAUGCUGGAGUCAUCUGCUCAGACAUAAAAAAUGUGAGACUGGUUAAUGGUACCAGUCGCUGUGCUGGUAGAGUGGAGAUUCAUCAUAGAGGUCAGUGGGGAACAGUGUGUGGUGUUGGCUGGGAUUUGGCUGAUGCUGCAGUGGUGUGUAGAGAGCUGGACUGUGGAGAACCUGUAGAUGCUCUGGAUGAUGCUCAUUUUGGACUUGGAUCAAGGCCAGUCUUAAUGAAAAUUGCAAUUUGUACUGGAUCAGAGUCUACACUGAAGAAAUGUGGAUACAUAAAAUUAAGUGUUCAUGAUGAGUGUCUUCAUAAGAGCGCUCAAGUAAUUUGCUCAGAAGUCAGGCUGGUUGGAGAAUCUCGCUGCUCUGGGAGGUUAGAGAUACUUGAUGAUCAGUCGUGGGUUUCAGUGUGUGCUGCUGCCUUUGACCAGCAGGAUGCAGAGGUUGUGUGUAGAGAGCUGGACUGUGGGGCUCCUGUACAGGUGCUGGGAGAAGAUGCUUUUGGCAAAGGAGACGCUCAGAUGUGGACACAAGAGAUUCAGUGCAGAGGAAAUGAGUCUCAGAUUCACCUCUGUCCAACAUCACCAUCACAUAAAAGCAACUGUUCUCAUGAGCACAACAUUGGUUUGCUGUGUACUGGUAGGAGUUCAAAAUGCAACAGAGCAGUUUUAUUUAAUUUUAUUUUGAUAUUUUACAUUUCAACUCAUUUCUUCUAUUGCCUUUCUCUCUUUCUUACAUUCUAAGACAUAAAAAAUGUGAGACUAGUAAAUGGUACCAGUCGCUGUGCUGGUAGAGUGGAGAUUCAUCAUAGAGGUCAGUGGGGAACAGUGUGUGGUUUUGGCUGGGAUUUGGCUGAUGCUGCAGUGGUGUG